GACAGCCAGUCCACCCCCACUGGAGGGCUCUGGGGCCACCCAGAUUUCCAUCUUUUCCGCCUUCCUGGGCCUCUGGAGAGCUGCAGAGGUGGGGGCUCCCAGAGGGCUUGGGAGCUGCCGGGCUGCAUUUCUGUGCCCACCCAACCACGGGGAAAGGGGGGAUGGACCAGAGGAGGGAGGCUCUGGCAGGUUGGAAUUCUCCUUCUCUGCCUGUGGAUAAAUUGUCCCUAAUCCAGGCUUGGGGAGUUGUCUGGCUCCUACAGAGAGAGAGAGAGAGAGAGAGAGAGAGAGAGAGAAGGCAGGAGAUAGGAGGGAGGAGGGAACCAGGCACACAAACACAGUGACACAGACACACACUGUUUCACAAAGGGUCUCACAUGCAAUGCACAUGCACACAGACACGCACCGAGGAGUUACACAAAGGUACUGCACAAACACUGAGGCACUAUUGUGCUGACAGGCACACCAUGGCACACAGACCUUCACACACAUGUUGACACUGACACAUAGCUAUUUUGGCACACACAUACAGUGAUAUGGCACAAGGACCCACUGACACACACAAAGGCACCCAAUGACGAGGUUACACAACACACAUGAGUGGACACACGCACCAGCGCAUCCUGACCCACAGUAAAACAGACCCACGGGGACACCGUGACCAGACACACUGUCACACCAUGACCCUGAAAGCCCAGAAAAAGGCAGAGGUAGGAGGGAGGUAACACUGAUCCACAGUGACACCAGUGCCCGCAGUCACAGGCCUCAAGAUUGGAAACCUGCAGGGACAGCAGAAGAUCAGCCAAGCGCACCCCCCCCACACACACACACACACAUCCAGAGAGCUCUGAGACACCCCCCGCCCCCCACACACACAUCCAGAGAGCUCUGAGACAGGCAGAAGCCGGUUCAGCUCCUGACACAGCGCGAUGCAGAGAGCCAGGCAGAGCAUGUGCACACACACAGGCACACUCAAACCCAACCACAGCUGGGGUCAGGGUGCUCGCACAAAGGCGGACACACAUUUCUAUGUCCUCAUAGGCGUGCAAACAGGCUCAGCUGGACACACAAACAAAGCUGAAUAGAGCCGGAUCAACACAGCCACACAUAUAACUGAAGAUACUGAACCCAGGUACACAUCAGCCUUUCACACAUGCGCACAUACGCACACACACGCACACGCACACACACACACACACACACACACGGCUGACCACACAGACUAUAACUGAGCAAACCUAGGAUCCUAUGCGUGUACACUCUUAAACACAUAUGUAUACACACAGACAUUUAGAAACACACAGAGGCCAAAAAGACCCAGGAGCCCACAUACAGGUGUAUUUACCCAGACAGCUGAACAUUCACAAACGUUCAUUUACACAGGCACGAUCUCUACCACACAUACAAAUUCCCAGGCAACCAGAACCUGUAAGCAGUCCAUGAGGCCUGGUUCCCAGACCCCCUCUGGGCUCCAGUACAGACCUCGGGGAGGCAGACAAAUGGGCAGGAAGCAGGAGGGUGGUGAGAAGGGCCAUGGUUAUUAAAGAAAACAAGAGACCUAACCAAGUUGCUGAUGGAGAAGAGUACACGCCAGCUGCAUAUACACCCCGCGUGGAAAUCUGCAUUCACCAUCGCUUUGAACAGCAAUUCUCACACCUGCAUUAUAAAUGGGAGCUUGCCUACCUGUCUACCCAUUGGCCUGGACCCCAGAGCCUGCCCAGCUAAGUGCAUGCAGAGGGCCCCGGUUUCGGGGCAACUCUCAGGCUGCCGCAGGGACUACCCUGGAAUCACUGGUGAAGACAGGCCUUUCCUGCUGAGUCGGACCUUGUCUGCAUAGCCUGCUCAGGCGCUGUCCACGCCCCGAGGCCUGGGCUCAGGCCGAAGCUGCUCCCCAGCACCCCCAGCUGACAGCCAGCAACCGGCAGAGCCCCCAGGCACGGGGGCCCUCUCUCUCCCAGAGAUCUCCAGUGUGACAGCCCAGGCGGCAGAGCCGAGGGUCUUGGUCCCGGCUUCUCGCACCCUCAUGUCAGCCCCGGCCCCGCCCGGCGGCCCGCGGAGGACAAGGUCAGGAUGCGUGUGAAGCCCCAGGGCCUGGUGGUGACUUCCAGUGCCGUGUGCAGCUCUCCUGACUACCUCCGGGAGCCCAAGUACUACCCCGGCGGCCCCCCUACCCCACGGCCCUUGCUUCCUACCCGGCCCCCUGCCAGCCCACCCGACAAGGCCUUCGCCCACACCUUCUCCGAGAACCCACGCCCACCCCCACGCCGGGACCCCAGCACCCGGCGCCCACCAGUCCUUGCCAAGGGGGACGACCCGCUGCCCCCAAGGGCGGCCCGUCCCGUCUCACAGGCCCGCUGCCCCACACCCGCGGGAGACGGCAACAGCUCCCGACGUCGCUGGGACAACGGGCGGGUGAACCUGCGUCCAGUGGUGCAGCUGAUUGACAUCAUGAAGGACCUGACGCGACUCUCCCAAGACCUGCAGCAUAGCGGUGUGCACCUGGACUGCGGUGGCCUCCGACUCAGCCGCCCACCUGCCCCGCCCCCUGGUGACCUUCAGUACAGCUUCUUCUCCUCACCCAGCCUGGCCAACAGCAUCCGCAGCCCUGAGGAGCGGGCCACCCCCCAUGCUAAGUCCGAGAGGCCCAGCCACCCACUCUAUGAGCCUGAGCCCGAGCCUAGGGACAGCCCCCAGCCUGGUCAAGGCCAUAGUCCCGGAGCCACAGCCGCGGCCACCGGUCUGCCCCCAGAGCCUGAGCCAGACGGCCCUGAUUACUCAGAACUUGCUGACGCUGACAUCCUUAGCGAGCUGGCCUCCCUAACUUGCCCCGAGGCCCAGCUGCUGGAGGCCCAGGCCCUUGAGCCACCAUCUCCUGAGCCAGAGCCUCAGCUCCUGGACCCCCAGCCCCGCUUCCUGGACCCACAGGCUCUAGAGCCGCUCGGGGAAGCUUUGGAGCUGCCACCCCUGCAACCUCUUGCUGAUCCUCUGGGGCUGCCAGGCCUGGCUCUCCAGGCCCUGGAUACCCUGCCCGACUCCCUGGAGUCGCAGCUGCUUGACCCUCAGGCACUUGACCCCCUGCCCAAGUUGCUUGAUGUCCCUGGCCGCCGUCUGGAGCCUCAGCAGCCCCUGGGGCCCUGCCCACUGGCUGAGCCCUUGCGCCUGGACUUGUGCUCACCCCACGGCCCCCAUGGGCCCGAGGGUCACCCCAAGUACGCCUUGCGGCGCACUGAUAGGCCAAAGAUCCUGUGUCGCCGGCGGAAAGCCGGACGGGGACGCAAGGCAGACGCUGGACCAGAGGGCCGCCUGCUGCCCCUGCCUAUGCCCACAGGGCUGGCAGCUGCCCUGGCCGAGCCCCCGCCGCCGCCGCCUCCACCACCUCCUGCCCUGCCGGGCCCAGGCCCAGUCCCAGAGCUGGAGCCAGAAUCUUCCCAGACUCCAGUAGCCCCUACCCGCAAAGGCAAGUGCCGGGGUGUGCGGCGCAUGGUGGUGAAGAUGGCCAAAAUCCCUGUAUCACUGGGGCGGCGGAACAAGACCACAUACAAGGUGUCAUCCUUGAGCAGCAGCCUCAGUGUGGAGGGCAAGGAGCUGGGCCUGCGCGUGUCAGCCGAGCCCACCCCGCUGCUGAAGAUGAAGAACAAUGGACGGAACGUGGUGGUGGUCUUCCCGCCCGGGGAGAUGCCCAUUAUUCUUAAGCGUAAACGCGGCCGCCCUCCUAAGAACCUGCUUCUGGGUCCCGGCAAGCCCAAGGAGCCAGCGGUGGUAGCGGCUGAAGCGGCCACCGUGGCAGCGGCCACCAUGGCCAUGCCAGAGGUGAAGAAACGGCGGCGGCGGAAGCAGAAGCUGGCAUCUCCCCAGCCAUCCUACGCAGCAGACGCCAAUGACAGUAAGGCCGAGUACUCUGACGUCCUCGCCAAGCUGGCCUUCCUGAACCGCCAGAGCCAGUGUGCUGGGCGGUGCUCACCCCCCCGCUGCUGGACACCCAGCGAGCCCGAGUCGGUACACCAGGCACCCGACACCCAGAGCAUCUCCCACUUCCUGCACCGUGUGCAGGGCUUCCGACGGCGUGGUGGUAAAGCAGGCGGUUUUGGUGGCCGGGGUGGGGGCCAUGCAGCCAAGGCAGCCCGAUGCUCCUUCAGUGACUUCUUCGAGGGCAUCGGCAAGAAAAAGAAAGUGGUGGCAGUGACAGCUGCUGGCGUUGGGGGUCCCAGCCUCACCGAAUUGGGGCACCCACGCAAACGGGGCCGGGGGGAGGUGGACGCCAUGACUGGGAAGCCCAAGCGCAAGAGGCGGUCCCGGAAGAACGGGACUCUGUUCCCAGAACAGGUGCCUAGUGGCCCAGGCUUUGGGGAGGCAGGCGCCGAGUGGGCCGGGGACAAGGGUGGCGGCUGGGCCCCUCACCAUGGGCACCCAGGCGGGCAAGCCGGCCGAAACUGUGGGUUCCAGGGGACCGAGGCCCAGGCCUUUGCCUCCACUGGACUAGAGAGUGGGGCUUCAGGCCGCGGCAGCUACUACAGCACAGGUGCACCUGCAGGUCAGACCGAGCUCAGCCAGGAGCGCCAAAACCUCUUCACCGGCUAUUUUCGCUCACUGCUCGACUCGGAUGACUCCUCCGACCUCUUAGACUUUGCCCUCUCAGCCUCUCGCCCCGAGUCCCGGAAGGCAUCAGGCACCUACGCAGGGCCCCCCACCAGCACCCUGCCCUCCCAGCGGGGCCUGGCCACCUUCCCCAGCCGGGGAGCCAAGGCCAGCCCAGUGGCUGUGGGCAGCAGCGGGGCUGGUGCGGACCCCUCCUUCCAGCCCGUCUUGCCCUCUCGCCAGACCUUCCCACCAGGCCGGGCAGCGAGCUAUGGGAUAACCCCGGCCACUUCAGACUGCCGGGCAGCCGAGACCUUCCCGAAACUGGCUCCCCCACCUUCAGCUGUGGCCCGCUCACCUACCACCCACCCACCCACCAACACCUACCCACCCCAAUAUGGUGGCUACGGGGCCGGACAAAGCGUUUUUGCCCCGGCUAAGCCCUUUACGGGCCAGGACUGUGCUAACAGCAAGGACUGCAGCUUCGCCUACGGCAGCGGCAACAGCCUGCCUGCCUCUCCCAGCAGCGCCCACAGCGCCGGCUACGCCCCACCGCCUACUGGUGGCCCCUGCCUGCCACCCAGCAAGGCCUCCUUCUUCAACAGCUCUGAGGGGGCCCCCUUCUCUGGCUCAGCCCCCACACCCCUGCGCUGUGACAGCCGGGCCAGCACCGUCUCACCCGGCGGCUACAUGGUACCCAAGGGCACCACCGCCUCUGCCACCUCUGCUGCCUCUGCCGCCUCCUCCUCCUCCUCCUCCUUCCAGCCCUCGCCUGAAAACUGUCGGCAGUUUGCGGGGGCUUCUCAGUGGCCUUUCCGGCAGGGCUAUGGAGGCCUGGACUGGGCCUCGGAGGCCUUCAGUCAGCUCUACAAUCCCGGUUUCGACUGCCACGUCAGCGAGCCCAACGUGAUCCUGGACAUCUCCAACUACACGCCGCAGAAGGUGAAGCAGCAGACAGCCGUGUCCGAGACCUUCUCCGAAUCAUCCUCCGACAGCACCCAGUUCAAUCAACCGGUCGGCGGCGGUUUUCGGCGUGCCAACAGCGAGGCCUCGAGCAGCGAGGGCCAGUCGAGCCUGUCCAGCCUGGAGAAACUAAUGAUGGACUGGAAUGAGGCGUCCUCUGCCCCCGGCUACAACUGGAACCAGAGCGUCCUCUUCCAGAGCAGCUCCAAGCCGGGCCGUGGACGGCGGAAGAAGGUGGACCUGUUCGAGGCCUCACAUCUGGGCUUUCCAUCGUCCGCCUCGGCCACUGCCUCAGGCUACCCGUCCAAACGGAGCACCGGGCCCCGGCAACCACGAGGUGGACGGGGUGGUGGGGCCUGCUCAGCCAAGAAGGAGCGAGGCGGUGCAGCAGCCAAAGCCAAGUUCAUCCCCAAGCCGCAGCCAGUCAACCCCCUGUUCCAGGACAGCCCGGACCUUGGCCUGGACUACUACAGUGGAGACAGCAGCAUGUCGCCACUGCCGUCCCAGUCAAGGGCCUUUGGUGUGGGUGAGCGAGACCCUUGUGACUUCAUGGGACCCUACUCCAUGAACCCGUCCACCCCUUCUGACGGCACCUUCGGCCAAGGCUUCCACUGCGACUCGCCCAGCCUGGGUGCUCCUGAGUUAGACGGCAAGCAUUUCCCGCCUCUGGCCCACCCACCCACGGUGUUUGAUGCUGGCCUGCAGAAGGCGUACUCACCCACCUGCUCACCCACACUGGGCUUCAAGGAGGAGCUGCGGCCGCCACCCACAAAGCUGGCUGCCUGCGAGCCCCUCAAGCACGGGCUCCAGGGGGCCAGCCUGGGCCACGCAGCUGCAGCCCAGGCCCAUCUUAGCUGUCGGGACCUGCCACUGGGCCAGCCCCACUAUGACUCCCCCAGCUGCAAGGGCACAGCUUACUGGUACCCGCCAGGCUCAGCUGCCCGCAGCCCACCCUAUGAAGGGAAGGUGGGUACGGGGCUGCUGGCUGACUUCCUGGGCAGGACGGAGGCCGCGUGCCUCAGUGCCCCACACCUGGCUAGCCCGCCGGCCACGCCCAAGGCCGACAAGGAGCCACUGGAGAUGGCCCGGCCGCCUGGCCCACCCCGUGGCCCCGCUGCUGCCGCUGCUGGCUAUGGCUGCCCACUCCUUAGUGACUUGACCCUGUCCCCUGUGCCGAGGGACUCGCUGCUGCCCCUGCAGGAUACCGCCUACAGGUAUCCAGGCUUUAUGCCGCAGGCGCAUCCCGGCCUGGGUGGGGGCCCCAAGAGCGGCUUCCUGGGGCCCGUGGCGGAACCUCACCCUGAGGACACAUUCACCGUCACCUCCCUGUAGUGCCAACUGAAGUGCCGACUGGACCUCGAGGUUUUGUUCCUGGCUUUCAGAAAACCAACGCCAAGACCCCUCCCAGCGUCCACAUUGUCCUCUGGCAGGAGCGCCUGCCCCUCUGCCUCCCGCCCCACCCCCCCCCCCCGGUACCCCUUGCACUCCCACCUCCCCCCACCUCUCCCUGCCCAUCUCCUCCACGCAGAAGCCGAAGGUGAGCCCUUUCUGCACAAAACCAGCAAUUGUAAAUACUUUUUAAAAAUGUACAAAACUUAAAAACAAAACACAGUUUUAGAAAAAGACAAAAAAAAAAGAGAGAGAGAGAGAGAGCGAGCGUGUGCAAGAGGUUGCGAGCGGGGCCCCGAGGUGUCCAGAGCCCCUGCAAGUAUGCACUGAGAAAUUUAUCUACAGGUCGUUUGACAAAAAUGAACAAUAUCCUAUUUAUUGUAUAUACUGUUUUAUUAUAAAUCGUGGAUUGUAUAUUGCAUUCUGUAAA
Neofelis nebulosa (Clouded leopard) is the source of this 7357-nucleotide messenger RNA. It is a transcript of the gene AHDC1, whose product is annotated as AT-hook DNA binding motif containing 1. The record is from RefSeq and is a predicted model, not a curated record. NCBI's taxonomy places the organism in Eukaryota, Metazoa, Chordata, Mammalia, Carnivora, Felidae. The coding region runs from base 2071 to 6870 and encodes 1599 amino acids. The transcript has 6 exons.